CCCUGUUAGCCAUUAGCCGUUAGCCCUGCAGCCGGACGACCGGAGGAGUAUCCGGGGAACCGGAGGAGAAAAACCCAGAGAAGAGGAGGGAAUGAGUCCGGCGGAGGACGGCAGAGGACCGCGGUGACAGGACAGCGAGUGUGCCGCCGAACAGAGACCGUUUCCCGGUGUGUUAGUUCGGCUGGAAGAAGUGGAAAAACAGCGAACCUCCUCCCGACUGUCCCACCGCUGCUCCUCCUCCUCCUCCUCCUCAGUCUGCUGCCUUCAUCUUUUCUUUACUCACCGGAGAAACGAGCAGAAAAACACCGACACAUUAACGGAGACAACCAUGAAAUCAUUCCCUGCUCGCCCUCGCCGUUAGACAGAGAGAGAGUGUGUGCGUGUGUUUGUGUGUGUGAUCCAGGAUGGGGUUCGGUCGGGAUCUGAGGAAUUCCCAUGAGGGAUUAUUGAAGCUGCAGGACUGGGAGUUAAAGCUGCUGGAGACGGUGAAGCGUUUCAUGACUCUACGAGUGAAGAGCGAUAAAGAAUACGCUGCUCUGCUGCUCAGCAUGACUCAGCAAACUGAGAAACAGGAAGCUGCUGAUUACGUCAGCACUGUGAGCAAGUCGUGGUCUCAGGUGGUCCGUCAGACGGAGGCAUUGGGUCGCAUCAUGAGGAGUCACGCUGAUGAUCUGAACUCGGGUCCUCUGCACCGCCUGGCCACACUGAUCAGAGACAAGCAGCAGGUGAAGAAGAGCUACCAGAGUCUUCAUCAGCAGCUGGAGAGCCACAACUACAAGGUAACCAGGAGUGACCUGGACAAGCUGAAGGCGACGUAUCGUCAGCUGAGCCGUGACGCCAACAACGCCAAAGAGAAGUACCGAGAGGCACUGGCUAAAGGCCGGGAGGCGGAGCGUGCCCGGGAGCGAUACGACAAAGCCACGGCUAAGCUCCACAACCUUCACAACCAGUAUGUGUUGGCAGUGUGCGGUGCUCGCACACAGCAGGACGAACACCGCCGCCAUGCCGCACCUGCACUGCUCGAUGCUCUGCAGAGGAUGCAGGAGGACAUGACGCUCGCACUUAAGAGUAUCCUGGAGGAGUACUGUGAGAUCAGCAGUCUUCUGACGGAGGAGAUUGUGAAGGUUCAUCAGGAGAUUUCGGCGGCGGUGGAACAGAUCGACCCGUUGGCAGAGUACCAACACUUCAUCGACGCCUACAGGUCUCCAGAGACUCCAGAGGCGAGCGUGGAGUUCGAUGCGUCUCUGUUGGAUGAAACGGACAACCUGCCAGCCAAUGAGAUCCUGUGGAACACGCUGACGGCAGACAGCCUGCAGGCCAUGUUGUCGUCGGCAACGGAGGAGCUGUCCCUGACUCAGCAGAAUCUACGGACGAAGGAGGCGCUGGCCGACGACCUCGACACCAAAAUCCAGACGAGUCAGCAGAGCGCUGAGAGGAAGAGCGACUGUGUCCUGCUGCUCAGUCAGAAACUGUCUCUCCUGGAGCUUCAUCACGCCGUCCAAUCACUCCGCGGCUCCGAGGCCCGCCUCGCCUCCCAGAAGGCCCUGCUGGAUGCCAAGAUGGCUGCCGCCGCCGCCUCCCCGCCCCCACCGCCGCCUCCCCCUGCACUGCCUUAUGAGGACGACGCCCGCUCGGUGGGAUCCACGGACAAAUCCAAGGAGAGAAGUUCUCGCUUCGACACACUGCGUCACUCUCUGGCUGGAAUGAUCCGCUCCCCCAAAACCAUGCUGGGCUCCUCCACCUCGCAGUUCUUUGAUGUCAUCCCGACAUCAGAGCGCCCUCUGGCGGAGCAGGAGUGGUAUCACGGCGCCAUCCCCCGCACAGAGGCUCAGGAGUUACUACGGCAACAGGGAGACUUCCUGGUCAGGGAGAGCCACGGCAAACCAGGCGAAUACGUCCUGUCAGUGUUUUCUGACGAGCAGAGACGACACUUCAUCAUCCAGUACGCUGACAGUCAGUACCGUUUUGAGGGGACGGGAUUCGCCACCAUCCCUCAGCUCAUCGAGCAUCAUUUCUCCACCAAACAGGUCAUCACCAAGAAGUCUGGAGUCGUGUUGCUCAACCCAGUCGUCAAGGAUAAGAAAUGGAUCCUGAACCAUGAGGAUGUGGUGCUGGGAGACCUGCUGGGAAAGGGUAACUUUGGUGAGGUAUUUAAAGGGACGCUGCAGCGAGACAAAACGCCGGUUGCCGUCAAAACAUGCAAAGAAGAUUUACCUCCAGAGCUGAAGAUCAGGUUCCUCUCUGAGGCCAGGAUCCUGAAGCAGUACGAUCACCCAAACAUCGUGAAGCUGAUUGGUGUUUGUACCCAGCGCCAGCCGAUCUACAUCGUCAUGGAGCUGGUUCCUGGUGGAGACUUCCUGUCCUUCCUGAGGAAGAAGAAGGACGAGUUGAAGACAAAGCAGCUGGUCCGGUUCUCAGUGGACGCCGCCGCCGGCAUGGCGUACCUGGAGAGUAAGAACUGUAUCCACAGGGACCUGGCAGCGCGGAACUGUCUGGUUGGAGAGGGCAGCGUGUUGAAGAUCAGUGACUUUGGGAUGAGUCGUCAGGAGGAUGAUGGGAUUUAUUCUUCAUCUGGACUCAAACAGAUUCCCAUCAAAUGGACGGCGCCAGAGGCUCUCAACUACGGCCGUUACAGCUCUGACAGUGACGUGUGGAGUUAUGGGAUUCUGUUGUGGGAGACGUUCAGUCUGGGGGUGUGUCCUUAUCCUGGGAUGACCAAUCAGCAGGCCCGAGAGCAGGUGGAGAAAGGUUACAGGAUGGCAUGUCCUCAGCGUUGCCCUGAUGAUGUGUACAAAGUGAUGCAGCGCUGCUGGCAGUACAACCCUGAGGACCGCCCCAAGUUCUCAGAGUUGCAGAGAGACCUUGCUGCCAUCAAGAAAAAGUGAUGACAUCGUCACAUGACCUCAUCGCCAUCAAGAAGUGAUGACAUCAGUCACAUGACCUCAUCGCCAUCAAGAAGUGAUGACAUCAGUCACAUGACCUCACCGCCAUCAAGAAGUGAUGACAGCAUCAUCACAUGACCUCGUCGCCAUCAAGAAGUGAUGACAUCAUAACAUGACCUUGCCGCCUUCAAGAAAUGAUGACAUCAUCACAUGACCUAUUCACCAUCAAGAAGUGAUGACAUCAUAACAUGACCGUGCCGCCUUCAAGAAGUGAUGACACUAGAUACAGAGAAAGAAAGUUUCUGUACAGCAGAGCUCCACCAGCACACUUUUAGUUUGGGGUGGGCGUGGUCAAUGUGUGGGCGUGGCCAGCAGGUGGAGGCAAUGAACCUUUAGAAACACUACAAACAGAAAAGACACUUAGAAUUUAGCUGCUAAUGUUUGAGACGACUAAACAUUACUGACAUCAGCAUACGUGUAGCUAAUCAUGUUAGUAUCUGUAAACACGUUAACGUCUCACGUGGUUAUUCUGUCGUCAAACAGGAAGUGCAGUCUGGUGUUACGGAGCUAACAGCUUUGCAUGAGUUUAGCCAGAGAUGUUAGCAUGUUAAAACAUACUAAUAUGUUGAAACUUGAAUCAGAAGUUAUUAACGCUAAUGCUCGUUUACAACAAAACUUUAUUUAAACAAUCAAAAAUCAAAUGUUUGCUUUUUUUGUGAAAAACCUUCAGUUUCCUGUGUUUUAUUUCAAAAUAAGCUAAAAUUAUCCAGCGAGGUCAUCAGGUGAUGUCAGACACUAAACCACGCCCCCAGAAUACCACCUUUCACUACUGUAACCACGGCAACAGCGUGAACACUAAAAGCUUCUGAGGACCAAUCAGCUGUCGCCACUAAACAUUGUGACUUUUAUAAAUCUUUUAUUCUGAAAAUCCACCUUUCAGUGAACACACAGGCCACGCCCACUCCAACAUGUGUUUCCUCCGACCAACCCAUGAUUCAAAUUCUUUAUUUAAAACAUUUUAUUUUUUAACUGAUAUUUUUAUUAUUUUAAACCAAAGUUAAAAAAAAAAAUUAAAAAAGCAGCUCCAAAACACUUUUAAAAAAAACAAAAAACAUCGUCAGCACUUCCUUUUUUUUCUCCAGGUUGUCAUGGCAACUGAAAUAAUGACGGACCACCUUGUUAUAAGAAAAGAAGAUAAAGUUUAAUAUAAAUAUGUAUAAACUACAAAUAAGAAGACACGUAUCACUUCCUGGACUGCGUCAGGGCGGAGCCUAACUGUUAGUGAUGUCGAGCGCCGCCUACUGUUUGUGUAAAUAAAUUCUGUUUGUUUCUGACAGUUUUCAACACUAAUCAUUUGUUUGUUUUUUACAUUUGUUUAUCAAAAUACUAUCUUAGCAUUUAUUAUGAAAAUAAAACAAAUCAUAUGAACAUGC
Epinephelus lanceolatus (giant grouper) is the source of this 4315-nucleotide messenger RNA. The record is from RefSeq and is a predicted model, not a curated record. NCBI's taxonomy places the organism in Eukaryota, Metazoa, Chordata, Actinopteri, Perciformes, Serranidae.